CACAUUCCUGGCCUCCUACCGCAGCAACAGUUUGUGUCACCCAAACCCUCUCUCUUCCUUGAAUGUUUGUCUUUUCAUAGGUGUCAGCACCAUUUUCUCUCGAGAGGAAGCGCCACCCUUGGCGGACCGUGCUCUCCCGCCGUCACAGUCGCCCGCCAGCCAUUACAGCAUGCCUUUUCCCUGUUGAGCAUGCAGUGUGCAGGAUUGCAGCAGAAACACGUGUGUGGGGACAGGGGUUCUUGAGAGUGCGCUACGAAAGUCCAUUCAUCAUCCAUAUAUAUCUCGAACUCGAAACCAGACUGAUGUGGUUCCUGUAUGGAUCAUUAUCACAGCUCUUCGGUAAUAUGCGAAUGACUCGGACAGCCAAAACCGGAACUUGUCACACAAUACCAAAGAUCGACUUACGAGUCUUUACUUCUUACCGGCCUCUUCGGUGGUCACAACGUCAAAGCCGCCAAGCUUCGGCCUCAAGCGCGACCAAAGAUUCCGAGUUGACAGGAUGCAUGCCGAGCUGACAGUCAGUCAGCCUCGACCUCUCCAAGUGUUUCAUGAUCUUCACAUUUACAUGCUUGUUAUCAAAAUCGAGGGCCUCAUUUUGUGGAGACAUCUCACAACACACCCCGCUGAAGCCCAGUUGCGGGCCUUGACCUCUUAGCGACCGGUUAGUGAACCCCAGAUUCGGCGCCGGCCCAGCUUCCCGUCUUUGGGGUAGCUCCCUCACCUGUGGUAGACGAACCCCGAGCCGUCCGUCUUCCGUGUGCCGAGGCAUCUUUUGUCUUGGGGCCAGUCCGGUGAUGUAGUCCCGUAUGCCAUCAUAGCUGACAGCCACAAUUCAUUGACGUUUCUCAUCAAACAACGACACUAUUUGCGGCACCGAACUGAAUCAUCUUACUUCUCUGCUGUUACUCCAUUUCAUCGCGCCGCCCACUUACACCCCGGGUCCAUCACCACUUCCAGCUCACCCAGCACUGACCACCACCCCAACCACCAAAAAUGUCCUUCACAGAGCAAUACGCCAAAUACCAGUACUUCCUCACCUCCUCCCCGGCCCCUUAUGUAGCCCACGUCCAAAUCAACCGCACCUCCAAGCUCAACGCCUUCAAAGAGGCCAUGUGGCUCGAGCUCCGCACCCUCUUCCAGCAACUCUCAUCCGACCCCGAAGUCCGCGCCGUCGUCCUGUCGGGAGCCGGCGACAAGGCCUUCACCGCCGGCCUCGACGUGACGGAAGCCAGCCAGAACGGGCUGUUGAACCCGGACGGGAACCUAGACGGCGCGAGAAAGGCGGCGAGGCUGCGGAGACACAUUGCCGAGUUUCAAGAGUGCAUUUCGGCGGUGGAGAAGUGCGAGAAGCCUGUCAUUGCCGUUCUGCACGGCAUCAGCAUUGGUCUCGCGAUUGACAUCGCCUGCUGCGCCGACGUCAGAAUCGCUGCUGCCAACACCCGGUUCGCGGUGAAAGAGGUUGACAUCGGGCUCGCGGCUGAUAUCGGCACGCUUGCGCGGCUGCCAAAGGUGGUGGGGAGCUUCUCUUGGGUGAAGGAUAUCGCGCUGAGCGCUAGGGAUUUCGGGGCCGAGGAGGCGUUGAGGGUUGGGUUUGUCAGUCAGGUGCACGAGUCAAAGGACAAGGCGGUCGAGGCGGCGGUGAAGAUGGCGGCGUUUAUCGGGGGGAAGAGUCCAGUGGCGGUGCAGGGGACUAAGGAGGUGUUGAAUCAUUCGAGGGAUCACGCUGUGGAGGAGAACUUGAGGUAUGUGGGCAUCUGGAACGCGGCGGCGCUGCAGACGAAUGAUGUGCAGGCUGCGCUGCUGUCGGGGAUGCAGAAGAGGAAGCCUACUUUUGAGAAGCUCUAGGUGUUUUCUGGGGGAUGUAAAUAAUAAGAUUUCAAUUGCCCCAAAA
Molecule: messenger RNA, 1891 nt
Organism: Podospora bellae-mahoneyi
Lineage: Eukaryota; Fungi; Ascomycota; Sordariomycetes; Sordariales; Podosporaceae
Exons: 2
Coding region: 994-1845 (283 amino acids)
Cellular component (GO): mitochondrion
Molecular function (GO): delta(3,5)-delta(2,4)-dienoyl-CoA isomerase activity
Source: RefSeq, a predicted model, not a curated record